This is a messenger RNA of Dictyostelium purpureum, 1026 nucleotides long. RefSeq lists its product as uncharacterized. The annotation marks the transcript as partial. Gene Ontology annotation, cellular component: endoplasmic reticulum-Golgi intermediate compartment; endoplasmic reticulum membrane; COPII-coated ER to Golgi transport vesicle. Gene Ontology annotation, biological process: endoplasmic reticulum to Golgi vesicle-mediated transport. The transcript is spliced from 4 exons. Lineage: Eukaryota; Evosea; Eumycetozoa; Dictyosteliales; Dictyosteliaceae. The record is from RefSeq and is a predicted model, not a curated record.
CAAUACAACUAUGGUCAAAAUAAAAACCAACAACAACAACAACCACAACAAAACAAUAGUGGUGGUUUUGGGUUUCCUUCACCAACUUUUUAUAAUAUGAAUCAACAACAACAACAACAACAACAGCAACAAAGUCCACAACAACCAAAUGGUUUUUACAAUAACAAUAACAGCAACAGUGGAUUUAGCAACAAUAGUGGAUUUUAUAAUAAUAACAACAGUGGAUUCAGUAAUAAUAACUUUGGUGGUGAUACUUCAAGACAAUUUAUUUCACAAAUUAGCGAUAAUCCACUUACUCAAGCCGGUUUAAGUUAUGGUUUAAACUAUGGUCAAUCAUUAUUUUCAGGUGGUAAACAAUAUGUAGAUUCAAAUUUUGGAAAAUAUUUAUCAUUUUCUACAUUGAAAUCAUAUUUUAAUGUAAAUAAUUCAUAUGUCUUUAAUAAGAUUAAAAGUUUAAUCUUCCCAUAUACUCAAAAGACAUGGAAAAGAAGAAUUGGAAGAACAAACGAUGUUGAUUCAUACCUUCCACCAAGAGAUGAUAUUAAUGCCCCAGAUUUAUAUAUUCCAUUAAUGGCCUUCAUAACCUACUUUUUAUUGUAUGGUUUCCAAAUGGGUAUGGAAAAGAAAUUCUCUCCAGAUUAUUUAGGCGCUUUAAUAACAAAAGGUAUUGUUUAUUGGUGUGGUGAAAUGUUAAUUUUUAAAUGUGGAUUCUUUUUUUCAAAUUCAAACUCAAUUCCUGUUUACGAUAUGAUGUCAUACACUGGCUAUAAAUAUGUUUUAUUGGUAAUUUAUCAGGUUACAUCUAUUUUAUUUGGUUCAUAUAUUUCAUUCUUUGUAAAAUGUGCUUUAGCUGCCUCAAUUAUAUUCUUCAUGUUGAAGACUCUUAGAUUAGUAUUUUCAUCUGCCGGUUCAAAUGCUCAUCACGAUCAAAUCUCAUCAGAAUAUCAAGAAUCUUCAAGUAAAUACAGAAAUUAUUUUGUUUUCUUUUUCUCUGUACUUCAAGGUCUCUUAUGUUUUAUAAUGUAA